This is a messenger RNA of Dermacentor silvarum, 2582 nucleotides long. RefSeq names its product motile sperm domain-containing protein 2-like. Lineage: Eukaryota; Metazoa; Arthropoda; Arachnida; Ixodida; Ixodidae. Bases 357 to 2039 code for a protein of 560 amino acids. The transcript has 14 exons. The record is from RefSeq and is a predicted model, not a curated record.
CGAGGAAGCGGCCCAGGUAGCGCCGCCCCGUACACACGGCGAGCGUGAAACUCGGCCGUCCUGACAGUCUCAGAACGCCGCUACUCGCCCACCUGUAUAGCAGACGACGCCUUCCGAGCGCCUGGGUGUCGUCGUCUGCUCAGAGCGUUCUCUCGGCCUGUGGCGUAGCUUUGUCAUCAAGGCAUCUCCUCGUGGUUUGUGUGGCAAACAACGAACAAAGAAGGGCCUCGUUUCGACUGCGGGGAGGGUGCGCGCAGCGACUUGAAAAGGUGGACUCCGGGUGAAACGUCGUCGACCCGCACGUCAGCGUUGCGCCGCGCACAACGCGGUGAGCGACGCGCGGUGAGUGAUCGGUGAUGGUGCAGAUAAAGGAAAAAAACGGAGACACCUUCGGCGAGAAGGAGUUCGUCGUCAUGAAGGAUAACAUCGAGGAGUUACGCAGGAGGAUCUUCGAAGAGGCCGAGAGGGACCCAGACCAGUUUCACCCUGCGGAUCUACAAAAGAUUGCCGACUGCGACGAACUGUGCCGCCGGUUCAUCCGCCAGAAGAAGCUCAACCUGGAUGGCGCUUUCGAGAUGACGAAGAACGCGCUCAUUUGGCGCAAGAAGUUCGAGGUCAACGACAUCACAGAGGCGACCCUACCUCAGGUCUACUUUGACUUCGGCGCCAUGUUUCCCCUUGGCCAAGACAAGUACGGGAGCCAAUUAAUCUACCACCGGGUGAAGCUGCACCGAAAGGACGAGCGCAACGCAAUACAUCACCGGCGCUUUCUGGUCUUUUGGGUGGAGAAGCUGCUCUACGAGCUCAACCACGUGCGACUCAGCUUCAUCCUGGACCUCGGAGAGUCAGGAUACGGAAACAUGGACAUGGAACUGAUUGGGUUCCUGAUAAGCCUCUUCAAGGAGUACUACCCAUGGGCCCUAGGUUUCAUCAUGGUGUACGACAUGCCCUGGCUAUUCAACACGGCUUGGAAAGUGAUCAAGUCUUGGGUCCCGGCAGAAGGUGUGGAGCGCAUCAAGUUCGUCGACAGGAACACCAUCACAAACUACGUAUCUCCUGAUAAUCUGCCGGAAUACAUGGGCGGCACGGUAAAGCUUCCCUUCCGGGAGUACACAUGGGACGAUGUGGACUUCAUUAUCAACCACGCCAGUCUUGAAGUUCGGCCAGCUGAUGUUGAGCCGUGUCUCAGCCGUGCAUCGCUGAUGCAGGUGAUUCGCGAGCGGAUCCCACGGACGCCAGCCAUCGAAGAGUUCUACCGGAGUCGGUUCGGCAUGUUCACGGUGCGCAGCAGCGCCGACACCGACGACCACGCAGCGCUCAUCAAAGUCGAGCCUGACACCGACCUCGUGUUUGGUGCCGACGAGCCUGACCUCAACAAGCAUGCUGGGAGCUUGGUUCUCACUAACACCUCGGACAGCCAUGUCGCGUUCAAGAUUAAGACAAACAACAUCGAUGGAUACAAGGUAAAGCCAUUCUUUGGGAUCAUUCCUCUGAACAGUACUGUGAGCGUCAAUGUGGCCCAAAAUCCAGGCUCGGAGUUCCACGCAUCGGACAAGCUGCUCAUUAUGACCACGGGCAUCGAGACGCUCGAGAUCAGCCCACGCGAGCUCAUUGACCACUGGAGAUCCGUCGCUAAGGACAACAUCAAAGAACACCGGCUCCGCUGCGUGAACGUGUCGAGCAUGGCCUCCCAGAAGCCGAUGUCCGAACUGAAGGAGGUCACCUCCCGAUCCGGCACCACGGGCCCGCGCCAGCCAGGCCUAGGCAAGGAGAAAUCGUACCAGUCCUUCUGCCCGCCCAGGGCCUCUUCGCCCAAGGCCUCUUCGCCCGGCACCUCCUCCCAGCUCGAGAUGAUCCAAGACGUCGUCGGUGACGUCCAGAGCAAGCUUGGCGAGGUCUACCAGGAAAUGAGUGCGAUCUCUCGGCGUCAGGAUCAGUUCGGGUACUUCAUGCUCGCUACCAUGGUGCUGGUCGGUGUGAACCUCCUCAUGCUGAUCGUGGUCAAGAACUGCCAGUCGGCCACCGAGUGGUACUGCUGAGAAACCCCGCUGUGUUGUAGACGACCUGGCCCUUGUUGACAACGCGAACUAUACACAGGCCCCCCUCCCCGAAGUGGACCAGCCCAGGCGAACGGGCGAACACCGAGGUGCGUGACCUCACCGAAAAGACGGGAGCAAGAAAAAAAAAAAAAAGAAAUGGAGAGAAGGGAGUGUCAACUCAGCUGCGACUGUGCACACCUAGUCGUUGUUUUAUUGCACAUAAAGUAUCGGAGCUGACAAAUUUAUAUUUUUCAGUGUUCGUGUGCAGCUUCAAUAAACAAAUCUUUAUAAAGUUGUUGACUGUUCGCAUAUAAUAUAUGCUGAUGUAUAUGCCUUUGUAUAUGGAGUUUGACCAAUGUUAUAACACCUUUUUUUAUCGCACAGUUAGGUUACUUGUAACAGGAGUUUAUUUGUAGACAUUCUAAUGAGGAUGAUUGUCCGGAAAGGCAUUCGCUGAGUUCUGCUGCUAAUGCCCGAAACUCGUAGUCCUCAUGUUUUUCAUUUGUCACUGCAGUGUUGCAAUAUUAAAGAAAGUUUUAUGAA